AUGCCCAUAUUAAACCCGCAACUGACUAGACCCAGGGCCAACCGACGCAACAACAACCCCGCGGCAAACCGCAUCCGCGGACCACAGUCAGCCCUUACAGACUUCCUUGCUUCUCACAACAUUUCCGCUGCCCAGAUUCAUAACGACUAUCAGCGUAGGGUACAAGAAGCAGAGCGCCAGGCUCAGCAAGAUGCACAGAAUGCGCGCAAUUCCACUGACAACAAGGAGAACGAGGAUGAAGAGGACGAAGAAGACGUUGUAGAGCGCCAAAAGCGAAAGAGAAAAGAAGAAAAGGCCCUCCUAAAGAUUAAGCAGAGCAAAGAGUUCAAGCGCCGCAAGCACGAACAGGAUGAAGAUUUUCGACAAGACGACGAUGAGCUUGCUAGGAGCAUGUUGGCCAAGUCCAAACCACUCCCAGGUCAACUUGAUAACUGCGAGAUCUGCGGAAAGCGAUUCACUGUCACUCCAUACAGUGGCACUGGUCCAGACGGUGGCCUAUUGUGUGGCAAAUGCUCAAAGGAAUUAAAGGAUGAAAAGAAGAAGGAAGCCAAGGCUGCGAAAAAGAAGACCCCUGUUUCUCGGGGUCGACGCCGACAAACUGAGAGCGAUCGUAUGAUGGGAGACGUCAAGCCCGGUGCAAAAAGUCUGCUUGACAUCUGUGUGCGCCACGUAGCGAAUGUUGCUCACGACAUUGACGAGUUUGGCGACAUGCCUCAAUACCUGUUGGACCGGCUGAGCCAGAUCUUUUCCAAACAGAGAGUCAUCACUCCUCGUGUCCUCGAGCUGUUUCUCCGUCCAGACGUGGAUAGAAUCAACGUUUAUGACUGUGGCAAGCUUGAAACCGACGAUUUCCAGAAGAUCUUUGCAUUCAUGCCAAACCUUGAGACGGUCAAUCUGCGAUUUGCUGGCCAACUCAAAGACGGGGUCAUCAAAUACAUGGCCGACAAGUGCAAGAAGAUCCGACAUCUGCAACUUGGUGCGACGAAUUUAGUGUCCGACGAUGCCUGGAUUGAACUCUUCCGCUCACUUGGCCCUCAACUCGAGAGUCUCAAGUUGUCCGAACUCAAUGACUCCCUAAGAGAUGACACCGUCAAGGAACUAGUCAAAAAUUGUCCCAACCUGAAGCGCCUCAAGUUGAGGUCGUGUUCCUACGUGACCGAAGAGUCUAUCGACGCGUUCUGCGCCCUCGCCAAACUGGAACAUCUGACACUAGCCGUUGCUCAAGACACGUCAGCCGACACGCUUGUCAAACUCGUCUCUUCCCUUGGCCCCCAUCUCCGCACCCUGUGUCUCGAAGAUUUCAGCGAGCUCGACGACGCCGUCCUCGACGCCAUCAAAUCUAACUGCGUCAAAUUGAGCAAGCUCCGCAUCCGAGGAAGCAGUCUCUGCACCGACGCUGCGUUCGCUGGCCUCUUCGACAACAACUGUCCCUUCCCACCGCUCGUCUAUGCGGACUUUGCAGACAACCGGGACAUCGAUAGCAUGAACCCAGAGGGUCCGCAAGAUAAUCCCGUCGGUUUCGGCUCGCUGGCUCUGACGGCGCUGAUGAACCACUCGGGUCCACGACUCAAGACCAUUGAUCUCAAAUCCUGUCGACACAUCUCACACGCGGCACUUCUGGAAGCUUUCGACGGCCUCAAGAAAUAUCCCGCCAUCACCGACAUUGACCUCUCGUUUGUGACGCAGGUCGACGAAGUGGUCCUGGUCGGCAUCUUCAAGAGUUGUCCAUCUCUUGCAAAGCUGGCCGUCUUUGCGUGUUUCAACGCCAGGCAAGCCGUCAUUCCCUCCGGCAUCGCCGUCAUUGGUCUUCCCAACGCGCAGGACAACAUUGUUCGCGAGGGCGAUGUACAGAUGAUUCUGUCCUAA
This is a messenger RNA of Exophiala spinifera, 1866 nucleotides long. RefSeq lists its product as uncharacterized. The record is from RefSeq and is a predicted model, not a curated record. Bases 1 to 1866 code for a protein of 621 amino acids. Lineage: Eukaryota; Fungi; Ascomycota; Eurotiomycetes; Chaetothyriales; Herpotrichiellaceae. The transcript has a single exon.